This is a messenger RNA of Grammomys surdaster, 1144 nucleotides long. RefSeq names its product coiled-coil-helix-coiled-coil-helix domain containing 6 (gene Chchd6). Gene Ontology annotation, cellular component: mitochondrion; MICOS complex. The transcript is spliced from 9 exons. The record is from RefSeq and is a predicted model, not a curated record. Gene Ontology annotation, biological process: DNA damage response; cristae formation. The coding region runs from base 9 to 956 and encodes 315 amino acids. Lineage: Eukaryota; Metazoa; Chordata; Mammalia; Rodentia; Muridae.
CUCCUGUCAUGGGCAGCGCCGAGAGCGCCGAGGCCCGAAGGGUGUCUUUCGAGAUGGAUGAGGAGGAGCGGGUCCGGGUGCUGCAGGGCAUCCGGCUGUCUGAAAGUGUUGUGAACCGCAUGAAGGAUUGCAGCCAGCCUUCAGCAGGGGAGCAGCCGGCUCCUGGUCUUGGUCCUGCGCCCUCCUCUCCUGUACCCAUUGUUCCUGAACCAACCAUCCCUGUGCCCACUGCCCCUACACCUACCACUUCUGUGCCUACUUCUCUUUCACCCUCUGUAUGUGGUCCCCCAGAAGGCACUUAUAAAGCUCCUCAGACAGACUUUAAAGUGUUCAGUGCAGAGAGUGGUGGUGGUCUGCAGUCCUCAGCAGUGAAGGAGGAUCUCAAGAAGUUCCAACAGCAGCAGGCAGCAGUCCAGGAUGAGCUGGUCAAGGUGGCAAAAAAGGAGAAAGAGGCAGCUGAGAAGCACUUGAAGGCAUCCCUGCCCAAGAAGAAGGUCAGGCCCACCCAUGAACAGCAGCAGUCAGCUCGACUAGCCAGGGAACUGGAGAACAGAGAGGCCGAGCUCAGCCGCCGUGACACCUUCUACAAGGAGCAGCAGGGGCGCAUCCAGGAGAAGAAUGCUGAGCUGUAUAAACUGUCUUCCCAACAAUUCCAUGAGGCGGCUUCAAAAGCAGAGAGCACAAUAAAACUGUGCUGUCAACAAUGCCACACCCACCAGACUCCCCUUGGAAAACUGAUGCCUGCUGACUCCUCAGCUGACUCCACUGGCCAUUGGCAUAAGCUUCCUGCAUGUUCAACUCCACAUAAGUUCAGGCCCCGCAGAGUGGAGCCUGUGUGCUCUGGCCUACAAGCCCAGAUCCUCCGCUGCUACCGUGACCAUCUGCAUGAGGUGCUUCUGUGCUCGGACCUGGUCAAGGCAUACCAGCACUGCGUAAGCACCGCCCGCAAGGGCUGAGGAGCAGCAUCUUUCCUGGAGCCUUGAAGAAGGGAUGGAUCAUGGGACCACAGAUCAUGGCCCCCAUUCCCUGCAGUCUCUGACUGAGUACCCAUAUGCCUCUGAGCAUGGGGCUGCCAUGCUCAAGAAACAGUAUGUGCUACUGAUUGAAAACAAAUAAAGCAGAUGUCUUUGUUUGCAGUCAUUCA